Molecule: messenger RNA, 1140 nt
Organism: Jatropha curcas
Lineage: Eukaryota; Viridiplantae; Streptophyta; Magnoliopsida; Malpighiales; Euphorbiaceae
Biological process (GO): cellular response to heat
Source: RefSeq, a predicted model, not a curated record
GAAUAACUUUUCUGGGUUUUUAAAUCCUUUACAGCUUCUGUAUAAAAACCAGCAAAUGCUCUGUGUUCUUCCCAAACUAAAUCACAGAAACAAAUCAAAACUAAAAUGGAUUCAACAAGGCAACAGAGAACUGCUGGAGCUGUCCGUGUAUAUGAAGAUUUUGAGCCAUCAGUGGAUUGGGUUAUAGAGCCAGGAGCUGACACCCUCAGGGUCUAUCUUCCAGGGUUUAAAAAGGAGCAAAUGAAAGUUCAAGUUACUUCAUCUCGCCAUCUAAGAAUAAGCGGAGAACGCCAAAUCAGUGAUACAAACGUAUUUAGCCGUUUUCGCAAAGAAAUACCCAUUGCUUCAAAUUACGAUCCAAAUGAAAUAUCUGCAAGAUUUGAGAAAGGAAUACUUUACGUUAAACACCCAAAAAUAAUAGUUACAGAGCCUGAGCCACAAAAACCAAAGGAAGCUGCAAAGCCUCCAAUGUCACCAAAGCCUGCAGAAAAGCCACCGCAGCCGGCUGUCGAAGCUCCUAAGCCUCAAAAACCACCAACUGCACCGGCACAACCACAGCAGAAGCCGCCAACUCCACCAGCACAACCACCGCAGCCAGCUGUCGAAGCUCCAAAGCCACGAAAACCACCUACUGCACCGGCACAACCAUCUCAGAUGCCGCCAACUGCACUGGCACAGCCACCGCAGCCAGUUGUCGAAGCUCCAAAACCACAAAAACCACCCACAUUAGAGACGCUUCUGAAGCCUGAGGAAGAGAAAGCGAAAAAUAAUGUUUCGGAGCAAACGAUAGAGAAGGGGAAAGAUAAGGAGAGUGUGAAGCAAGAAAAUGAAAAUAACGUUGCUUGUUCUGUUAGGGGAAGUAGAAGCAAUUCUAAAAUGGUAAUGGAAAAUUACAAGAAGGUUUUUAGUGGUGUGAUGAUGGAGAUGAAGAAGAAGAAGCCAACGAGAGAUAUGAUUAAUAGGAUUCUGGUUGUUUUAAUUGUGAUAAUUGGGAUUUAUGCAAUGAAAGUAAUUAGGUCUAAUACAAAAUCUGAUAAUUAAUUCUUUUAAUUCCUUCAUUGUAAUAUUAAUUUCAUGUACUUUAUUUUGGAUUUUAAUAAUGUAAUUAUAACAAAUGUUAUAAAAAUUUCUCUUUUUUUC